GAGCCGAGAGCCAGAUUUAUUCCCGUGCGAGAGAAGCGGACGCAGGAGCCCGCGGGUCCUGGCAUCAGUGUGCGUAUCCUUUCCCGCGUCCUGCAGCAUGCAGCUCUCCCGUGCGCUGGCCGCGCUGUGCGGCGUGUUGCUCUGCGCCUCCGGCCUCUUUGCCGCGUCCGGUGACUUCUGUGACUCCAGCCUGUGCCUGAAUGGUGGGACCUGCUUGAUGGGCCAAGACAAUGACAUCUACUGCCUCUGCCCCGAGGGCUUCACAGGCUCUGUGUGCAACGAGACUGAGUCAGGACCCUGCUCUCCAAACCCUUGCCACCAUGAUGCCAAAUGCCAAGUGACCGGGGACACACAGCGAGGAGACAUCUUCACUCAGUACAUCUGCCAAUGCCCUCUGGGCUACUCGGGCACCCACUGUGAGACCAUGAAUGAGACCAUCUACUACAACCAAGAAGACUACCUGUCCACCACAGAAAUCCCCACCACCCUGGUCCCCAACCCUGGUCUUUCCAACGACCUAAACUCCCGUUGCACUACAAAGCUGGGCAUGGAAGGGGGCGCCAUUGCUGACUCACAGAUUUCCGCCUCGUCCGUGUAUGUGGGUUUCAUGGGCUUGCAGCGUUGGGGCCCGGAGUUGGCUCGCCUGCACCGCACAGGAAUCGUCAACGCGUGGACGGCCAGCAACUAUGACAGCAAACCCUGGAUCCAGGUGAACCUUCUGCGGAAGAUGCGGGUGUCAGGUGUGAUGACGCAGGGUGCCAGCCGCGCGGGGAGGGCAGAAUACCUGAAGACCUUCAAGGUGGCUUAUAGCCUGGAUGGACGCAGGUUCGAGUUUAUCCAGGAUGCAAAUGGAUCUGGAGACAAGGAGUUUGUGGGGAACCUGGACAACAGUGGCCUGAAGGUUAACAUGUUCAGCCCCGCUCUGGAGGCACAGUACAUACGGCUGUACCCCAUCUCAUGCUACCGAGGCUGCACCCUUCGCUUCGAGCUCCUGGGCUGUGAGUUGCACGGAUGUUCUGAGCCCCUGGGCUUGAAGAAUAACUCCAUUCCCGACAGCCAGAUGACGGCCUCCAGCAGCUACAAGACUUGGAACCUGCGUGCCUUUGGCUGGUACCCCCACUUGGGGCGGCUGGACAUGCAGGGCAAGAUCAAUGCCUGGACUGCCCAGAGCAACAGUAACAAAGAGUGGCUGCAGGUUGACCUGGGCACUCAGAAGGAAGUGACCGGAAUCAUCACCCAGGGGGCCCGUGACUUUGGCCACAUCCAGUACGUGGCAUCCUACAAGGUGGCCUACAGUAAUGACGGUGUGCAGUGGACCGUGUAUGAGGAACAAGGGACCAGCAAGGUCUUCCAUGGCAACUCGGACAACAACUCACACAAGAAGAACAUUUUUGAGACCCCCUUCAGGGCCCGCUAUGUGCGUGUCCUCCCUGUGUCCUGGCAUAACCGCAUCACUCUGCGCCUGGAGCUGCUAGGCUGUUAGUGCUCGGUCCUUCCCGCCCGAAUGACGACCGGAAGGGCCAGAGGCUGAG
This is a messenger RNA of Peromyscus eremicus (cactus mouse), 1532 nucleotides long. It is a transcript of the gene Mfge8, whose product is annotated as milk fat globule EGF and factor V/VIII domain containing. The record is from RefSeq and is a predicted model, not a curated record. The transcript is spliced from 10 exons. Bases 98 to 1483 code for a protein of 461 amino acids. NCBI's taxonomy places the organism in Eukaryota, Metazoa, Chordata, Mammalia, Rodentia, Cricetidae.